AUGGAUCCAGACGCGAUGGAUAUUUCGGGGCAGCCGCACAGAUACCCACCUAAUCUAUCGGGUAUCCCGACAGAGCUCCAGUUGAGAAUCGUUGAUUAUGUAACGACGAAAGCCGAUCUCAGAUCUCUAUGCUUGACUUCCUCAGCACUUCGUCUCCUUGCCAUCCCGCUCUUGUACAGGCGCAUCAAGUUGGAGCUAUGGAGUCCGGGAGCGAUCGAACAGCUCCGGGAGUGCAAUCUACAUGGCGCUGGACCGCAUUUCCAGCACACGAAAGAGCUCAUCAUAGAGAACGAGUGCCUUUGUGGACCGCUCCCCUCAAUCCAUAAUGGCCGCAUCAGGAUCCCAGAGGCCAUGCCCAAAGAAUGGGAAGAUGAUGCCCAUGACUUGGAAAUCGAGCACUUCGAGAACCAACAGGACGUAAAUGCACACUACGGAGUGAAAGUUAACCUGGCCAGCUACCUUUCGCAGCGACCUGUACCACAGAUGGUGAAGUCACAUCUGCGCAACUAUCAGAACAACAUACAAGACCUCAAGAUCAGCCUUUACACUGAUCCUGGGUCGUUCGGGAAGCUACCACGUGUGUUCUGUGGUCUGCAGCGCCUCGACAUUUACCACAAUGAUCAAUCAGAUAUUAUCCUUCUUUUCGAAAACAUCGAAUCUGUGGGCGCCAGUCUGAAACGGCUGUCUUUGACAGCGGCGAAUGUCGGUGCACUAAAUGGUCAGCUGGAUGCAUGGGUAGAUAGCGAGCCGGACGACCUCACCCGAUAUACUCCUAUGCUCGAAGAGCUCCGGCUUGCCAAUUUCGUGGUCCCGGGCACAUUUGUAGCAUUCGACCAUGUUAUCGAUUUCUACAAGUUGAGCCGAUUAGAGCUGCUCGUAGACAAGGGAGGUAAUCUAGACUUCGUCUUGGAGCUAGCCGAGCGUGCGCAGGGCAACAGGUUCAAGUUGAAGCACAUUGCUUUAGAGUUCAUGCGCGGCACCCUGCUGACUGAAGACCACCUGUUGGCCAUAAUGACUCUUUUCAGUUAUUGCGAGCGUCUCGAAAGUCUCCACCUACGCUUUCCAGAUGAAGAGCGCUUCCCUGCCCGCUUUUUCAACGUCUUCGAUGCGCUUCCGCACAAUCUACAGAGCUUGAGUAUCUCUUUCGAUGUCGAUACAACGCCCACUGUGGCAUUGCAAAACCAGAUGUUGUUAAGCAGGUUACAAAGAAGCUCGCUGAACGGGAUUAAACAGCUCGCGUAUCAAUUUGACGAAAAAGACUUGACAGCAGAGAGCAACGGUAGCAGUUAUGAUAAUGUAGUAAACUCGCUGCGAGGCUUCCAACAACUGCGUCUACUCCACAUCCGUGUGGAAGACAGUACUCUUAUGGGCAAAAGUCCAAUCUACGACGACCAACCGCUAGAGGAAGUACUGGUGGAUCCUCAUAUAUUGGCUUUGCAGAUGCAAACGUUUGCCAACCGGCUGUUCGAGGACAUGCACAGAGGAGGGCAUUCAAAGCUGGAUGCUCUGGUCGUUGGGCAUGCGACCAGCGCUGAAGCAGCAGCCGAACUUCAACAGCAGUGUUUUGUCAGAGGCGAGCAGAGAGAUAUUCUCGGGCGCACGGUCCCGGUUGGGGUUCCUGUUUCGCAGGCCAUGCUGCGCGAGACUCAGCCAUACACGGAUAUCCUGGAUAUCGACUUCCCUAGGACUUCGUCAUCGGAUGGAUUCGAGGGGUGGGCCGGAGAAGCGUUCUGA
Molecule: messenger RNA, 1734 nt
Organism: Alternaria ethzedia
Lineage: Eukaryota; Fungi; Ascomycota; Dothideomycetes; Pleosporales; Pleosporaceae
Exons: 4
Coding region: 1-1734 (577 amino acids)
Source: RefSeq, a predicted model, not a curated record